Volvox carteri f. nagariensis is the source of this 2720-nucleotide messenger RNA. RefSeq lists its product as uncharacterized. Bases 621 to 1955 code for a protein of 444 amino acids. NCBI's taxonomy places the organism in Eukaryota, Viridiplantae, Chlorophyta, Chlorophyceae, Chlamydomonadales, Volvocaceae. The transcript has 2 exons. Gene Ontology annotation, molecular function: RNA binding. The record is from RefSeq and is a predicted model, not a curated record.
CAAGAGGUUAUUGACAUUCCAUAGUACGCCUUAGGUGUACUAGCGAUCGAUCGAUAGCGACCGAACGACGGUACGGUCACUCGCUUAACUGCCCUUGCCUGAGACGUUGUUUCUCUGCAGAGCGGAAGCCGAAACGCAUGAGACUGCUUAACCCGAUGCCACAUCUGGACCUUCGCUACCUUAAAGUUUAUAUUCGGACUAAAUUCAAAGCAUCUAAUAUGCGGGGUUUUGUGGGCUGGAGCAGGCGCUCCCCACAAUCCAGAUGUCGACACCUAUCACCCGCUUGCCUACCGGCGCAAAAACAUCUUCCGUGACAUGGUGACGAAAGUUGAAACGCAUUAGCAGGGUGACGUAUUGGUCGCCUGAGUUCUGGGCUUCGCGAGGCGACGGGGAAAUGUCCCUUUGGCGUUUCGUUUCCCAGGUCUCGCAGCCCGCUGAAAUUUGGACAGGUAAGUAACGGUCGAGAAGAAGAUUGUAACGGGCUAGGGAACGAGCCGCUUAGUCGGAGAUUGGAUGACCCGAGCUCAUGGCUCCAGGAGGUGCAGGAGGUCGCGCUAUGCCCAUGUUGUCGCGUCCAAGGGAAACGUUGCGCGCAACUCGCUCUGAUAAUAUGCAGCAAAAUGACGGACAAACAGAGCGCAAAGGUCUUUAUAGGAGGGCUGAGCUGGGAGACGACCGGCGAAAAGCUUAGGGCCUACUUUGAGAACUUUGGGUCAGUGCGCGAGGCCUUUGUUUCUUACAACCGCAACAAUGGUCGUCCACGUGGCUUCGGCUUUGUUGUCUUCGAGAGCCCAGAGGUUGCGGACAAGGUGGUCGCUACCAAGCACACGAUUGACCGAAGAGAGGUCGAGGCCAAAAAAGCCGUGCCCAAGGAGGAGACGCCCGAGGAGAAGCAGCAAGGCUCGGCGCCGCAGCGCACCAAGAAGAUUUUCGUGGGCGGCCUUGCGCCCAGCGUGGACGAGGCGCAGUUGCGGCAGCACUUCAGCCAAUUUGGUACCGUAGAGGAUGCAGUGGUCAUGUAUGACCACGAGAACAAGCGGCCACGUGGGUUCGGCUUCGUUACUUUUGCCGAGGAGGACGCAGUCGACCGCGUCUUCAGCCAUGGCGCAGUCCAGACAAUUGCCGACAAGCCCAUAGAGGUGAAGGCCGCGGUUCCCCGCGACCAAAUGCCUCCUACGCUGCGUAUGCAUGGAAGCUACUACGGCCAGCCGCCGCAUCAUCGCGGCGGACCUGGGCCGGGCUACGGUGCAGGCCCGCAUCGGAACAACAGUUUUGCAGGUCCACCCGCAUACGGUCCGCCUGGUCCCAACUAUCCACCUCCUUACAACAAUUAUGGGCGACCUUUUAGCGGACGUGCGCCGAACAGCUUCGGUGGAUACGGACCUCGCAGUCCCGGACCCGGGCCAGGUCCUCGCCAACCGCCUAUGCCCGCAGGGUCGUUAGGCGCAGGACCAUACGGCGGCUAUAACCAGCAGCGAUUUCCACAAUCUGCACAAGGCCCGGGCACGCAGUCCGGUACUCCCGGUAGCGCGACCGCAUCAUCAGCAAAAGUGCCGCCCAUGCCAAACGCUUACGACGUCUAUAGCGGGCAGCUUAAUGGCGUCAACAACGCGAUGCUGUCCUCGCUGUAUAACAAUCUCUUCAUGCCAAACGGAUUGCCGACAGCAGCGGCAGCAGCGGCAGUCAACCCAAAGCAGCUUAGCUCCUUGAACAACCAGCUCAAGGCGCUCAACCUGGCAGCAGGCUUCGCCAAUUUUGGUAGCGCUCCGGAUGCGAGCUAUCAAGAUGACGCUGCAGCCGCAGCAUAUGCGGCAGCCAACCCCGAGGACUUCGCCGCGUCUGCUGCCGCCGAAGCUAUGCAGGCUGGUCUGAACAGCCUCGCAGUCAACCCUGACUUAAACCCGUUGCAUGACGCCGGCUUCACAACAGCGCCGGCGCCGGGCUGGUCCAGUUAACAGAUGCAGCCCUGCGAGGGUUGCAGGGCCGAAUCCAUCAUACUCCGAUAACUGCGUGCCGUGCCACAGGACUUUUGACCAUUGACCAGUAGCCUAGGUCACAUCAUGACCGUCUACUUGGACCAGACUAAGUUCAACAUUACGACUACGCAUGGCGAUGUGACAAGGCCAGUUGAAGUGUAUCAUACCUUGACGACGGCAUGGCGGGCCUUGACGUGUUGGUACUCGCAUCCAACGAACUUCUUCGUUGGUCAAUUGACGUCACCUAACUCCGACCGCGUUUGACGUGUUACUGUGGUUGAACCAGAAAGAUGCAGAGGGUUUCGAGUGGAGAAGAGCAUAUUGUGGGUCAUGCCGAUGCGUUGAUUGCCAAUAGGGCAAAUAAGAUAGCUCAGAUAGGCAGAGGGUAGCGCCGCCAGUGUGUAGGCGGGGGGGAUAGCAGCUGUGUUGGAGGAAGUGUGGGGUGCAAAGCACAGUUUGCAACGUCUUGCAAUCAGGUGUAUUGAAUUUCAGAAUAGGGAGCUAGAGCCAGACGUAUACAAUUUGUUGGCGAAGUUGGCAGGCCAGACGCCAGACAGACCAGACGCACUUAUACAUCGCAUGAGAUACUAGGUGUGUGUGGUUGGCGUAUGGAUCGUAUAAAGUGCCAUAUUAACUUGACGUAUAUGGACGCCGACGUGUAUCUAGCCGGGUGCAGCGGAGUGCACCAGCUUGUGCAAUUGUCCAAUGCGAAGUAUGUGCAAGGUUUAAAGUGUUGCCUGUCCG